CACAUCGGCAAAGGACGUCCCCGGCGCUCCUGGAAAUGGCCACCUGCCUGUCGUGGAGGUUGACGCGCUACGGGCGCUUUGCGCCAGGCUCCACGGGGGGGCAGUCGUGGAAGAUAUUUGAGGCAAAAGACGAUAAACCAGAAAUCUUCCUCACAAUUGUGGAAUCUGGAUACUUGCUGGUAUUGCAAGGACAGGAGUCUUUGGAUACAAUCCCUUUGCUGGGCGAAUCCCAACUUCUCAAAGUGCACCAGAAAUCUGACAACCUGAUGUUUCGAUUAACUUCAAAGGGAGAGAGCCACAUGUCGAGGAUGCAGUUUGGCGGAAGGUGCCGGGCGGAGGCAAUCAAGGAAUGCUCGAGUGCUGUGGAGAAACUGAAGGAGUACACGUCAGUCACCACUCAGGAUGACACCCUAUUGCCCACUAAGCCGCCCCCCGCUGAGGCCCCGGCACCAGUGAUACAGCAGGCUGGUCAGGGAAAGGCUGUGGAUGUGGAUCCUGAAGGAUCAUUGUCCAUCAGGAGUCUUACCCAGCACAUCUUGGGAGAGACUGUCGUGACUCUACCUCGAGUGUAUCACCAAGGUUCUUUGGUACAAGUCGACUUGGAGCCCGUCCUGCGCGUUUGUCUGCUGGAUCCCAGCUUUCCUGCUUUUGUGGAGAAGAUGGAAGGCGAGCUGGAGAAACUACUUGAAGAGUGAAGAAUCCCAACGUACGCCGGAAGGUCAACACAGUGCCAUGUGAUUUCUGUUUAGUUUGUGUAGGCAGCGUUUAAAUGUUUCUUGCUGCGCUGCCGAUGUUGUUGACAUUUUUCCACAUUGCUUGUUAUUGUGCGUGGCCCGAGGACGAUGCUUCGAUGGUUUGAAAUGGAGGUGGUGAGAAGAAGAACUUGCAAAACAAUAAAUAUCUGGAUUCAAUUUAACAUUUUUUAUUCAGAAAAAAAAAUAUUGGUCUCAAUCAUAUGUUUGAUCGUGGCUAUAUACUCUGGUCCCUCCUUUUCCCACCUUAACGCAGGUCCAUUUCCACCGCAACACACAUGGGUACAUCGUAUUGAAAGAGGAGUCAUGCAG
This is a messenger RNA of Pungitius pungitius (ninespine stickleback), 1064 nucleotides long. RefSeq names its product REC114 meiotic recombination protein (gene rec114). The record is from RefSeq and is a predicted model, not a curated record. NCBI's taxonomy places the organism in Eukaryota, Metazoa, Chordata, Actinopteri, Perciformes, Gasterosteidae. The transcript is spliced from 6 exons. The coding region runs from base 36 to 695 and encodes 219 amino acids.